UCUCAAUAUCGCAAACCACAAUUUGAGGUUAACCACCUGUCAUCCACUGUGCAAUAAACAAAAACAAACCGAAUCACCCUUCCAAGGGGUUUAAACCAGCUUUAAAAUGUCGAACGCUUACAACAUCGAAUGGAAAACCUCCACCAACGACACCCUUUCGGCAAAAACCAAAGAACUAGUGGGAACUAAAACCAGCGACCACCCCCUGAAAACCACAACCGUGACUGAGCGAAUCCCUCGACGCAUCUUGGGGUCGCAACCCAGCACUGGAAGAACCACCCCAGUGUCGUCCCCGUCGGCUCUCCUUGAACCCCUAAGCACGGCUCUGGAAGGGGUGGACCCUUUGACGGCGUUCGCAAUUGAGGAAAUGGACCCGUUAUCGAAACUAGCAGCAGAGGAGACUGAUAGUCGAUCAAAUUCUGACAAAAAGUCGGAUCAGAGAGUCGAAGUGGACUCGUGGGGGGCGAAAAAAGCGGCGAUUUUGUCGAAAUAUACGACGUCGGAAAAAAUAUCAAUUGUGACGAGUUUUUUGUCAGAUGGAGAGAAAGUUGUUGUUAAGGCUCAAAGUACCGCUGUCGAUAAAAUCCAACACAGACUAGAGCAGUUGGAUUGUAUUGAUGAGGGUUCUCAGACUAAGUUAGACUUGUCUCAGACUGAGUAUGUAAACCGGAUUGAGCAACUCAAUAGGGAGUUAGUGUCAGCGUGGAAUUCUGAGCAGAGGGUCAAGUCUUUAAAAAUCGCGAUACAGUGCGCUAAAUUAUUGGCAGACACGAGCGUGUUGAGGUUCUAUCCAAGCAAAUUCGUGCUUAUUACUGACAUUUUGGACGUUUUUGGACAGUUAGUCUACAACAGACUGAGCACAAAGACGGAUUCUCACAAGUUAGGUUCGAAGCUUGCAAAACUACCGGAGGAUUUCACCCCCGACAUGGUCUCAGAUUCGGCGAAAGAGACUUGUUUGAAUUGGUUCUACAAAAUCGCUUCCAUUCGAGAAUUGGUUCCGCGAUUAUACGUAGAGAUGGCGCUGAUGAAAUCGUACUACUUUCUGUCAUUGAGUGAGUGCCAGGAUGCCUUGAGACGCUUGACCCACAUGAUCUCCGGAAUAGGCAACCCCCUAGUGGCCGUCUAUGCCCGCUGUUACCUCUGUCGAGUCGGCAGCAGUCUGUCCAACCGCAUAAAAAACAAACAAUAUCUCCUACAAAACUUCCACAGGUUUUUGCAAAGCUACCAACAUUUGUUCAGUCGUAGCGUUAAGGGUGAACUAACCCAACAAAAGAUGUCGCUGUCGGUGUAUAUGUCUUUGUUCACCCCUGCUUUAGACUACAUGCUACAAACGGUGACCUUGGAUUCGUCGGAUUUUUUGUUGGAUGAUCUACUCGAGAGGUGUAGGGUCCACGGCAAUAGUUCGUUAAUUCUCAACACGAUCAUGUCAGCUUUUAAGCCCACUCUUAUCUCAAUUCGCACCCUCCAGUUCCUGGAAAUGAUCGAGCAUUGUCUAGAUCAGGGGAUUCCUCUGCAUUCGUUGUUGAGGACUCUGGGGCUGUGUGUGAGUGUGGCGCCGCCACCCUUCGAACACAGGAGACAAAUUUUGAACAUCGCGUGGCGGCACAUCGCCUCGUUGAAGGACGUGGAGGAGUAUAUAGCGUGUGCCGAGCCCUGGGUGCUCUACGUUGUCAAAUAUUUUUCGCAUCGAGAAAUCAACACCAUUCUUGGCGACAUAAUCGAGCACAUAGCGCCCGACCGAAGCUACGAACAAUACUACAACCAACUAAAAUAUAUAGUCGAAAACAUAGUUCACAACAUCCAGGACUUUGAGGCCUUGCUUGUCAUGGACAACUUCCUCCCCUUGAUCGACCUCUUCCAAGAAGAGUCCGCACGAGUCGAAGUCUGUAAAAAAAUCCUCAUCGGAAGCAACAUCAGCGUGCACGUAGUCAACGACCCCGUCGUCGUCAACGCCCUCAUGUUCCUCUGCUCCACGUUGCACGACUCCGUCAACGCGCUCACCCCCGACGACGAGUACAGACAAAUCGGCGACAUUUUGUGCCACGUUAUCAAGGUUAUAGACUACGGCCGCGAUUUCGAGCAGCAGUUGACGUUCUACGUGGAAGCCAGAGGCAUGUUCUCGAACAUCGACAUAGUGUUCGUGCAGCUGGUCCAGUGUGUCAACGCCCUCUCUGUCAAGACGCGACAAAUCGUCAAAGGGGCCCACACGAGGAAGACCGGGGACUUCGUGCGGGCGUGCGCAGCCUACUGCUUUAUUACGAUACCGUCGAUCAAGUCGGUGAAGCAUCGCUUGAGGUUGUACUUGCUGUCGGGCCAGGUGGCGCUGUUUAACCAGUGUUUGGGGCAAGCGGAUGCUUGUUUUAAGGCUGGGGUUAGCACGAUUUCGGAGAUACAGAGUGAGAAGGCGCAGUUCCCGGAGGCUGAGUUGGUGCCUUAUGUUAAGCAGUUUUUGUCGAUUUUGUUAGUGGUGCCUGAUAACCCCGACUGUAGCGUCUUGAAUUUGACUAGGUCUAUGCUGAAUGUGCUGCAGGGGUACAGUUGGGAUAAUACCGCCUCGUUGAUUAGCAUUUAUUUGAGUGUUAUUGACAUGUUGAGCGUGAUGGCGCAGGAAUGGUACCCGUAUCACAUCGACAAAGUGGAAUCGAACGACUCUCUGUACGGCUCGGAUAAGAAAUUUAUAGCCGAAAUUAACAAAAUUUGCUCUGUGGUGAUCUCGGAAUUGAUGAGCAAGUUGCAGGCGCUGGGGCCCUGCACUAAACAGUCUUCUUUCGCCGUCGAACUAUUCGUCAAGGUGGCCGUGAGAAACGAACUGACCAAUCAGCUUCUAGUUCUAGCCCUCAAUUUGUGGAACUUAGCUGUCAAAGAUGGUUCCUUAGACAAGCGAUAUCUGAUCAGGACCAAAGACUACUUAAAACAUAAAAGUUCGAGUAAUAACACCCGCCUACAAGAAAUAGUGGAAAAAAUGGAGUAGUGUAAAUGCAAACGUAAAAAAUAAAAUAUUUUCGAGUUUA
This is a messenger RNA of Zophobas morio, 3011 nucleotides long. RefSeq names its product VPS35 endosomal protein-sorting factor-like. NCBI's taxonomy places the organism in Eukaryota, Metazoa, Arthropoda, Insecta, Coleoptera, Tenebrionidae. The transcript has 14 exons. Gene Ontology annotation, biological process: endocytic recycling. Gene Ontology annotation, cellular component: endosome. The coding region runs from base 107 to 2971 and encodes 954 amino acids. The record is from RefSeq and is a predicted model, not a curated record.